CUCCUCUUAUUUCCCUGGCAAAUGUUGUCACCACAACCAGUCACAUUUCUCUCCUCCUCCUCCUCCUCCUCCUCCUUCCUCCUCCGUUCUCUUCCACUCCUCUCCUACAUCCCUUGCUCCCUGCUCGCCUGUCAGACAGUCCCACACAUCCCCCCCAGAGGAUAAGAAGAUGCCAUGGAGGCCACAGGAGGACUGUACAUCUGCUCCGUGCUGCUCAUCCUAACAGAGGUCAGCUCUGAAUACAUUCACAUCCCUUCCCUGGUCCAUCAUGGCAUGGAAGGGAAGCCCCUGCUGCUGUCUGUGGAGACUCACUUCUCGCUGGACGAAGCUGAGAUCCAGGGAACUUGGUCUCACACCAGGCCGAGCGGCACCAGGACCACGCUGGUCACGUUUACCAAAGAAACUGCCAUCACUGACAUGAUGUACCGCAACCGCCUCCUCUUCAGAGAACCCAACGUUUCUUUGCUAAUCCAGAAGUUAAACACAGACGAUGAAGGGGAAUAUCAUCUGAACCUCCACAUAGAGUUUCAUAACAGGACGGGACUGGUGAACAGAGAGAGAACUGUUCGUGUGACAGUAGAUGUCCCAGUGUCCACUCCGGUGCUUGAGAAGAGCCCAUCUAAUCCAGUUGUGGAGGACAAGGCGAACGUCACAUGGACUUGUUCUGUUGAGAGAGGAACAAGAGUUGUGUUCCAGUGGCUCAGGGAUAAUGUGGCACUGACUCCCAGCGACAGAUACCACUUUUCCCAAGACAACUCGACACUGUUUAUCAGCCCUGUGAGGAAAGAGGACAAGGGAACUUAUCGCUGUCUGGCCAGCAACCCAGUCAGUCAGGGCCGGAACAGCAGGGCCGUGGAGCUCAACGUCUACUAUGGCCCCUACAACCUGGAGGUGAACUCCGUCCAGGGCCUGCGGACAGGGGAGGUGUUCACCAUCAACCCUGGAGAACUGGUCUUCUUCGAGUGCCAGGCCGACUCCAACCCGCCGAACAGCUACGUCUGGAUCUCCAAGAACCGCAACACGAGCCAGAUCGUCACGGAGGGCCCGCGGCUGGAGGUGCGCUCCUACAGGCUGGCCCAGGCUGAGGAGUACCUAUGCCGUGCCUUCAACAACGUGACGCAGAAGCAGGACGAGGCCCAGUUCACCCUCGUGGUGGCCAGCUUAGGAACAGAGAAAGAGAAGCACACCCAGAAGGGCAGCCCUGUGUCUCCACUGGCAGCCAUGGCUGUCUGCUCUUCGUUUGUCAUCGGCUGUAUGCUGCUCUUCUUCCUCAGGAGAACCUGCCAUCCUAAGAGAGUGCUCAUGAACAUUUACAACAGGCCGUUUGCAGAGCAGAAACGACCACAUCGAUCAGGUCACGAAGACGCAACAGAAGACUUUGGCAUCUACGAGUUUGUCUCCAUUCCUGGGAAAAUGGAAUCUGCACAGGCGUCCUGCAGAUCUCUGGCUCGCCUCGAGUCAAUCCAGGAUAUGCACACCACUAUCUACGAUGUGAUCAGACAUGUUCCUGAAACCCCCAGUCACAGUCUGCUGACGUAACUUCCAGCUGAAGAGCUGAGAUGUAACUUAGAGUUGUUUCACUUGAACACUUCUGUGUAGCUCUGUUCUCUUAAAUCUCUGUUAUCAAAGCCUGAAGCACUGGUUUUGAUGGCCCAGUUUUUUUUGCACAGGGAGGAGGGAGACUUGUGGAAGUACACAACCUGAUCGUGCACUGUUAUUGUCCAGAGCUUGGGACAGAUGUUAAAUGUAUUUUGCUGACAUUAUUGUGAGUUGAAAAUGUACGUAUGGCUUUGAUCUUUUAAUGUGAAAGUACACGUGAAGCAAUUUUGCUCUCUCCGUUUAAAAGUGAAGAUCACAUUAAACCAAACAAGUUAGCAGUGGCCACUUUUAGAUCUUUUACACCUACAAGGUGCUUUGAUUCCAGCUCUUUAAUUAUUAUUGAAAACACGGAUUUAACUUAAACAAUUAAUUUAUCAGUAUCGAUUUCUAAUUUAACAUUCCCUGCAAAGAGAGUAUGAUUCGUGAGAAGUGUUAUAAUGAAUGCAUUUCCUUGCAUGAAAUAUAUUCAGGUUAAUUGUAAAUAUUGUACAUGGAUUAUCCUGCAGAUUCUUUAUACAUAUUAUUCUAUUUCUAUGUUUUUCUCUAAUCUAUUUAUUCCAGACGAAAUUCUUAACCCCAUUUCCCCAAAUGUAGCAUUCUUCUCUGUUCAUGACUGAUAUAUUGAAAUGUUCAAACAAAAAUGAUGAAUAAUUCCAAAAUUAAUGUACAGUUUGCAUUCACGUUUGUUUUGUACUUUAAUAAAGAUAUAACUGUUUACUAUU
Molecule: messenger RNA, 2321 nt
Organism: Amphiprion ocellaris (clown anemonefish)
Lineage: Eukaryota; Metazoa; Chordata; Actinopteri; Pomacentridae
Gene: hepacam2
Product: HEPACAM family member 2
Exons: 9
Coding region: 175-1539 (454 amino acids)
Source: RefSeq, a predicted model, not a curated record